UUAAGUGUAAAUCGCUCCCUCGUUCGUUCGUAUCGUCAUCUAUCUUUCAAUCUUCCAAUUUUUAGAGAGAGAGAGGGGACCCUAUCUGCUUAAAGAACGACAAUCCCACACCAAACGGCUAUAAUUGGCGUUACAAAUUACAAUUACAAUUACCACUAUGGGGAAUGAAGGGAACCCAUAGAGAGAGAAAGUAGAAGAGAGAGAAACAAACAUAACCUCAAACAAAAUAUCGUUGCUUGCUUUACUGGGUUUUUGCCUCUUUGCAUUUUUUUUGGCCACCUUUCAUUCAAGAGGGUUUCGAUACUCAUAAAUAAUAAAUAAAUAAAUAAAAAUACACUACACAAAACCCAAUUCUCCACUUUUAUUUCCCAUUUUUUAUUUUCCCAACACAAAAAAAAAAAAGACAGAAACUUUUGUUUUUGUGGCUUCUUCUUCACCAUGUCUGAGGGGUAUUAUAAUUCGAAGAAAACUGAUGAUAUCUGCGAUGAUGUUUGCGGACAGGGAACACCUGCAGCACUGAGCAUGUCGAGACUCAGGUGUAUUUUACGAGGAUUUGACUUCAAGACUUACAUAUUUAUGUUCGUGAUCAUCCCGGUCGGCAUCUUUGUCCUCUAUUUGCACGGGCAGAAAAUCUCGUAUUUUCUAAGACCGUUGUGGGAAUCUCCGCCAAAGCCCUUUCAUGAAAUCCCUCACUAUUAUCACGAGAACGUGUCAAUGGAGUCUCUCUGCAAACUUCAUGGUUGGGGAAUUCGCGAAUCACCAAGACGAGUCUUUGAUGCUGUUUUGUUUAGCAAUGAAGUCGACAUGCUUACUAUCCGAUGGAAAGAAAUGUAUCCUUAUGUUUCGCAGUAUGUACUACUGGAAUCAAACUCAACAUUUACAGGAUUCACCAAACCGUUGAUUUUUGCAAACAAUAGGGACAAGUUCAAGUUUAUUGAGCCUCGACUGACAUAUGGGGUGAUUGGUGGAAGGUUCAGGAGAAAGGAAAAUCCAUUUAUUGAGGAGGCAUAUCAAAGAGUUGCCUUGGAUCAACUUCUGAGGAUAGCAGGCAUCGAAGAUGACGAUCUUUUGAUAAUGUCCGAUGUUGACGAGAUUCCUAGUGCACACACAAUUAAUCUAUUAAGGUGGUGUGAGGACACCCCUCCGAUUCUUCAUCUUCAACUCAAGAAUUACUUGUACUCUUUCGAGUUUUUUCUUGACAACAAAAGUUGGAGAGCGUCAAUCCAUAGAUACCAGACCGACAAGACAAGAUAUGCACACUAUAGGCAGUCUGAUCUACUGCUGUCAGAUGCUGGCUGGCAUUGUAGCUUCUGUUUCCGACAUAUCAGUGAAUUUGUGUUUAAGAUGAAAGCUUACAGCCACUACGAUCGGGUGAGGUUUCCUCAUUACUUGAAUCCUGACCGGAUUCAGAAUGUGAUAUGCAAAGGUGCUGACUUAUUUGACAUGCUUCCUGAAGAGUAUACAUUUAAGGAGAUCAUUGGAAAACUCGGACCGAUUCCUCAUUCUUAUUCAGCAGUGCAUCUUCCUGCUUAUUUGUUAAACAAUGCAGAUAGAUACAAGUACUUGUUGCCCGGUAACUGCAGGAGAGAAAGUGGCUGACACCGAAUGUAGGUGUUUCCUUUUAAUUUUGCAACAAAAUGAGCUCUAUUGAAUGAUUCUUUAGAGGGAUACUCAGAUAAAAGCCUGAUAAGAUUUUGAAAUUUGACAGGAACCUCUGUUUAUCCAAUUUUCAUAUACCGGGAUCUUUAAUUUAAACCUUCUGGAGAGGUAUGUGAGGUUCUCAAGUGAGGAGCGUGUGAGGGAAAAGUAGUUUUUUUAUGCCUUUUGGGCAAGCUUAUGUACAGUAAGUUUGGGCUUUUUGCAUAAACCCUAACUUGCCUAAUAGUUAGUUGCAUGUCAAGUCUCAAGCUCUUCCUGUGGGAAUUUGGAUUGAUUGGUUAAGUUAUACACAUAUUCCAACCACUUUGGUUGCUUACUACAACAACUUUAAUUCGAUCGCUUUUCGACCCUCCAUUUUGAUUAGUGUUGAAUUUUGAUUCUCUGUAUUUACUUCACUCUUCCUCGUGUA
Molecule: messenger RNA, 2068 nt
Organism: Cicer arietinum (chickpea)
Lineage: Eukaryota; Viridiplantae; Streptophyta; Magnoliopsida; Fabales; Fabaceae
Biological process (GO): N-acetylglucosamine metabolic process
Cellular component (GO): membrane
Molecular function (GO): beta-1,4-mannosylglycoprotein 4-beta-N-acetylglucosaminyltransferase activity
Source: RefSeq, a predicted model, not a curated record